AUGACCACCAAAAAGGUUGGAAUUCUUGCUAAUGAAACUGAUAAAAUUAAGCAUUCCAUUGCUGGAGCCGUUGCGGGCUGUGUCAGCUCUAUUGUUACAUGUCCUUUAGACGUAGUAAAGACUAGGUUACAAAACCAAGGCAAAAUUGUUGAUUAUAGAGUACCUAUUUAUCAAGGUACAGGAGGAACUUUGAAACGAAUAUGGGUAGAAGAAGGAAUCCGUGGGUUAUAUCGUGGUCUUGGACCAACAUUAUAUGGAUAUCUUCCAACCUGGGCUAUUUAUUUCAGCGCGUAUGAUUAUUUCAAAGCAGCAUUAGGAGCAGAAUCAGGACAAACCGGACAUCACCAAUGGGUUGUGCAUAUAUUCGCGGCCAUGGGCGCAGGUGCCACGAGUACUAUAGUCACUAAUCCAUUAUGGGUGAUAAAAACGCGAUUCAUGACGCAAAAUGAAACAACUUCAUAUAUGUAUAAAAAUACAUAUCACGCUUUUAAAACUAUUUAUAAAACUGAAGGAUUCAGAGGAUUUUAUAAAGGUCUUGGUCCUUCAUUAAUGGGUGUAAGCCAUGUGGCUGUUCAAUUUCCUUUAUAUGAGAAAUUGAAAGUUUGGUUAAAACAUCCUGAACAAGAUCAUUUAUCCAAUACUUCGAUUUUGUUCGCAUCAUCAGUUUCAAAAAUGGCAGCAUCAGUAGCAACUUAUCCACAUGAAGUAGUUCGUACGCGUUUACAAAAUCAAACGGCCAAACCAUUCAAGUAUAACGGAGUAUUACACUCCGUGAAAGUAAUAAAACACGAGGAAGGUUGGUUAGCUUUUUAUAAAGGGAUGUCGACUAAUUUAUUGAGAACUGUACCUGCGAGUGCUUUAACCAUUUUAACUUAUGAGAUAUUAGUUAGAAGGUUGAAUGCUAGUGCAGAUAAAGGUGGUUGA
Molecule: messenger RNA, 924 nt
Organism: Funneliformis geosporum
Lineage: Eukaryota; Fungi; Glomeromycota; Glomeromycetes; Glomerales; Glomeraceae
Source: the annotation of a GenBank genome assembly